Desarmillaria tabescens is the source of this 2089-nucleotide messenger RNA. RefSeq lists its product as uncharacterized. The transcript has 5 exons. The record is from RefSeq and is a predicted model, not a curated record. NCBI's taxonomy places the organism in Eukaryota, Fungi, Basidiomycota, Agaricomycetes, Agaricales, Physalacriaceae. The coding region runs from base 289 to 1956 and encodes 555 amino acids. Gene Ontology annotation, molecular function: acetyltransferase activity. Gene Ontology annotation, biological process: mycotoxin biosynthetic process.
AUUACAACACCCUUCCCGCUCUUUCUAGCCAUGUAAUUUGAACGUCUCGCCGAACUGUGCCCGAUCAUGCAUAGUAACGAUACUUACACCUGUUGGCUGAGGGCUUGCCCCCACCAGCGCCCACGCUGUCCGACAUCAGAUUCUCUGGGCAGAAUGGGUAGACCGGUUUUCUUAGAAGAACUGUAUUGCAUACGGAGCAGUGCUCUUACUCUGAGGAUCUGAUUGCUCGCUAGUGCUCGCUGCUUUCGAGAUUCCGGCGCCCUCUAUCGUCAGGAGUUUCAACUUCUGAUGUGUAUGUCGGGGCGAUUCUGGAAUCAUGCAACAAGCUCUUCAUUUAAGAUCGCUCGCAUCGCUGAAAACUGCCCAUCCAAUCUCCAAGAUUGCAGUUCAAUGGCUAACCUUCUCACAAAAUACGAUCUCUCAAAAACGGAAUGGGAGCCUCUCCCCGACGGCACUCCAGGUAGAAGGCGCAUUCUUUCCGGUGCAGAAAUUGUCGAAGACAUCUGGAACCGUCUUUUCAAAGGCUACCAGACCCUGUUUUUCGCUGUAUAUCUAGACGUUUCCCCCAUCCCGACCAGAGAUGUCACUGCAGCAUGCCGUGAGGCCUGGAAAUGGCUUCGCUACAAUAUCCCUACCAUUGCAGCACCCGUAGAAGUCGACGAGAAAGACGUUUCUCGCUUCGUGUAUCAUGCAGCGACACCAGAAUUAGUCGAAGCUUGGGCUGAUCGUACUUGCAUCGUCGACAUGCAGGACGUUGUUGACCUCGAUGCACUUCGCGAACUCGUUUGUGGCGCCAAAGUCCCAUCAGCCGACGGUGAUGCCACUUGGCUCCAUGUCGCGAUCCCAAAGAACACGGAGUCUAUUUCCAAACUCGGUUUCCUUCUUCACACACAUCAUGCUCCUUUCGACGGUACUGCACUCAAGUUCAUCUUCAAUCGUUAUUUGGGGCAACUGGCAAAAAUCCUCGGCUCCUCCACGUAUGUUCCAGAGGCACUACCGUGGGGGAAGGAGGUCGACAAUUUAUUACCAGCGGCUUUGAACGCUUUGGCAUCGCAUGAGCCGCAGCCUAUUCCUACUUCCUCUGAAGAGACGCCGAUUGCCAAUCACCCCUACUACGAGUCUCUCUUGAAGGCGAUGGAAGCGAUGGGCACAACAUUUCCGAACCCAAACCUAUGGGGAUUCAGAUAUCGCGAAGCUGAUUCUGGAUGGCCUAUUUGUGCGCGGGAGGAAGUUACCCUUUCCAAGACAGAAUCCGACGCUGUGAUGGAUACCUUGAAGAAGUUAAAGAAGGACCACGCCUUCACUCUAACUCAUCUAGUGCAUGCCGCGUUGGCCAUGGUCGUCAUCAAUGACAACCCUCCGACGCCGGACCAGUCAUCAGGCGUCAUUGCUCCGCAGGCUUUAGCCAAUUGUCGGGAUCGACUCAAGGAACCCUACGCUUCUAGGAAUGGGUAUGCUGGAUAUGCACUUGGGGUGUCUGCUAUCCGUAUUCCUGUCAAAAUAUUCAUGGAAGACGAUGGCACGCUAUUGCCUAUGAGCAAAGAUACUUUAAUCAAAGCAUGCUCGCACAUCCGGAAGGAGUACAAGCUACAGCGAGAACUCCCUGCUACCCUGAGUUAUAUGGACCAAGGCUGCCAGGUUCUUGCCGGUGGGGUGAAGGCCGGUGCACUGGCGAACGCGAUACCCCCCGAUCAGUGUUACAAGUUCUCUAGUGAUGGCAAGGGCGAGACGUUGCUACAAGGAGUAUAUCUUGACACAGAGGGAAGGCAGCUGUUUGAAAUCAGUAAAUGGUUCACUGCUCUGAAUCGAGUUGAUCCCGCACCGUUCUUUCGAUUCUUUUCCUGGAAAGGGUGCAUCAUUCUAAGUUCUGACGUGAAUAAGAAUGUUAUUUCCCUUGACGAUACAAAGGGGUAUAUGCAGAAGUGGAAAGAGUACAUCAUGCUCAUUACCAAGUAAUACGACCUUCAGAUGGCAAGCGUAGUCGACGAUGUAUUAUGCCAACGCUUAUAGAAACAUUAUGAUCCUCGUCAUUUGCUGCUAGUGAGAAAAGCAGAUGUUUAGUCGCGAGAUCGUCCCUACUGUAGUCGUG